AUGCUUUCGAAUAAGCCUAAUUUAUUUGAAUUAUCGAAAGCAUCCGGUUCAACAUUAACAAUGGAAAAUUUGAAUCCACUAGUUAAGUUGGUACAAUAUGCUGUUCGUGGUGAAAUUGUUACUCGAGCAGCAAAAAUUGAAAAAGAUCUUAAAGACAACAAGGUAUUUUUCGUCUGAUUGUUGUUCCUUAGACGAGCGUAGUAGAAUAUAGUUUGCCCUCUUCACAGACGGCAGAGAUAUGUGAGAAAUUAGGAUAUUAUCCACAUAAAAAAUGUUAAAAUCUUUUUUUAAAAGCAUGUGCUCUAAAAUCCACCACUACUCGUCUACUCUGACGAAUAUUAUUAUCCUGCUUAACAAAACACGUACCGUUCACCUGCAUGUAAAUUGGUUGGUUAACUGUUAUCUCUCUUUUUUAAGUAGAGAAUGUGAACAAAGAAAUAUAUGUAUACUAAAUACUGCAUGAUACUCGUCGUACAGUGGGGAAUUUUCAUUAGGCACGUGGACAUUAGGUUUUAGACAAGUUCACGAAACUCAGAACACUCUUUUUAUACGUUUUCUAAUGUGUUAUUUCCAAUGGCACCUUUUCAAAGCUCAAAACCCCGUCAAACCGGUUUUCUAGAAAUUCCUGGGUUUCCAGAGACCAAAACGGUUCAAAAAGUGCUUAUUUCCUUGAGGAAAUAAUUGUUCAUAGGUUUUCGAGUAUCCUGAUUUCAAAUCUAAUAGCAGAAACUGCUUUCAGAACGUUCCAGAAGGUUUUCCAGAGAGCUGAGUUUCUGGAAAACGCUUUUGUUCGGAAAAUACAAGAUAAUUUCUUUUAUAGGUUAUUUCACAUGCCGAUUACAAUAAGACUGAGUGAAAACUCGUCACUAUUCUGCUCAGUGCCCACCACCACCAUUGGCUCUUUUUUUGUUUCGUAUUAGCCAAGUCCAUAAGCUGUUGCACAUUCUAGAACGGCGAUUAGUUUUAGUGGUUUUUUUGAGAGUGUUGCGAACAUAAUUUUUCCCGUAGUUUAAUGUCUUUGCGGCCGGCAGUGCACGAAAAACGCUCUGAACACUCUGAAACGUUACUUUUUUAGAGCGUUUUUCGCGCACCACGACGGUCACAAAUUUUCUAUUCCAGUAGUAUUGGAAGAUACAACAUUCGAUGUAGUUUUUUGCGCUGAUUCCGAAUCUUACCUUAUUUUUCAAUAAAAAUGUUUCCGGAGUGGAAAAAAUGGAAACUAACUGGAAAAUCGAGGUUUUUUUCGAAAAUUUGCUGUCUAGUGUUGUUGAUGCUAAUUCGCGCUAACAGUAUCGAUGUAGUAUAUAUAGAUCAACAUUCUAUGAAAAUUUCAUUGAGUUUGAACUUUGGGAAAAUCUGGAAAACUCAUUAUACUGAGGACCGCUCUUCGGAAAACACUUAGCGGAGAAAGAAAAAGCAUUUUUCCAUACAGGAAAGGUUAAGAAAAAAAAUUCUUUUUAUAAAUCGGUAGUCUGAAAGUUCUAGUUUUAGAAUAUGUCCGAUUCAUAACUCAAUGUCUUCUGCUUUGUGCACGACAAGAUCGUUUUUUAUAGCACCAAGAUUUUCGGGCUAAAUUUUGAAAGUGUGUUAUCUCACUAACUGUGACACUUAGAAAAAAACUUCCAAUGGCAAAAAGAUAGUGCGUUUGCUGAAGUAUAUGAGUUCCUAGUGAAUGUACUCAAGUGUGAGUACUCAAAAAGUACUCUGCUAGAAAAACCGGACGAGUACUCAUACGUACUCAUACAUUUUUUUACUCACUGAGUACUCACCUGAGUAUUCACCGGAGUACUCAUGAGUGAGUAACAAGUACUCUGAGUACGACUUUGAGUACUCAUGCUUGGGUAUUGUUGAGUACUCAUACCACUUUCGGCAAAAUACUCAUGAGUAUUGUUCAUCUGAUAUUUUCAC
Didymodactylos carnosus is the source of this 1908-nucleotide messenger RNA. The record is from the annotation of a GenBank genome assembly. NCBI's taxonomy places the organism in Eukaryota, Metazoa, Rotifera, Eurotatoria, Philodinida, Philodinidae.